CGAAUCAGGCAGUGGGCUGAGAGUGUCGGAGAAACGAAUCUUAGCCGGAGGCUUUGAGGCUGAGGACCGCCUGUAUGGCUGGAGCGAUUCCCUCUUCUGAUUUUAUGAUUUUCGCUCCUUAGGACAGCUCCGGGCUGCAGCUCGCCGUCCAAAAGCGGUUCAUCGCGAAAUCUGUGCAAUGGAUCAGUGAUCGCAUCCGCAGUACCGGAGACCGGAUCGUAUCAAAUGGUAGCGCUGUCGAAGCUUUUUUCACUCAGCACUGCCGUAAGGACCGCUGCAGUGGUCGGCGCCGUGGUGUUCGCCGUGUGGUAUAUCAAGCGCUCUCGCGAAAAAAUACCGCGCGUUUUCGUUUGUUCCUCUGACUCGGAUUGGGACGAAAUCGCGGACGAGUUCAAGAAAUGUUCAUCCGAAGGCCUGCUUGGAGUUGACUGUGAAUGGGUGAACGUGAAUUCGGGCACCCAUUUGGUUGCUCUGCUCCAGAUGGCGCCGAAUCCCGAAUUGUGCGUCCUCAUACGCCUCUGUCAGAUGCAAAUGCCAUUGGAAGUGAGACGAAUCCUCGCGGAUCACAACAUCUUGAAGUUUGGUGUCGCUAUCGUGGAAGACGCCAGGCGACUCCACACCGACUACGGGGUCGAGAUGAACGGCUGUCUGGAUCUACGGUACAUGGCCUUGGAAAUGGGUUGUGAGGAGAACACGAGCCAGGGCCUUUCCCUGGCCACGCUGUCAUCUCGCUUCGCAGGUUACGAGCUGAACAAAUCCCCGCUGCUGCGAGGGUCCAACUGGGAAGCUCGUAGACUCACGAAGGCCCAGUGCGUCUAUGCGGCGAACGAUGCGUUCGCUGGGAUUAGGAUAGCGCGCCAUUUCCUAGGAACCUCCCUGCUGAGAUCUCUGCGCGACAGCUGCUUGUCUCGAUUCGCGAUUUACGUCGACAAACCAUUCCGGAUGCAUCCAGCGAAGAAGAAGAACCCGUCCACGAAGAGUUCGAAACCUCCGAGCUCGAAAUCGAAACGAAGAACGGUCACCAGAAGCGACCAGAAGGUGUACAAAAACGCUGUCAUGAAAGCUCCCGACGGUGAGAUGCUUUGCAACACCGACGACGUUAAAGUCGAUUGGUAUCUCAAAAUGAAACUGGCCACACUCGAGUCCGAAGAUCCGCCCGUGAUCAGACUCAACUUCGAGCCACGCUGUCGCGCGAUUCUGGGGGGCGAGUUCUACAUCGAAGAGAAACGCAACAUUUGCGUUGUAUGCGGCGCCGAUGAUCUCUUGUUGAAGAAGAACGUAGUUCCGUUGGAAUAUCGCAAAAGGUUCCCGGAAUUGAUGAAGUCUCACACCUCUCACGACAGCGUUCUGAUCUGCGUGAGUUGCCAACACAGGUCAACGAGGCACGACGCCGAGCUUCGCGCAAAGUUGGACACCGAAUGUCCGAUAGAUGUGCAGGCUCCGAUGAUGAACUCGCUGAAACGAGCGGCUCGUGCGCUGAAGACGGCAGGAGGGAAAUUACCCGAAUCGAGGAGGAUUGAAUUCAUCAAUUUACUCGAGGACCACUUCAGAGAACCUCUAUCGGAUGCCGUGAUAGACAAAGCGCUGAGACUAGACGAGCAGCAGUGGAUGCUCGACCACGGCUUGACGCACGCUCAAAGGGUUGUUGCAAAGUACAGCAAGACAGAAGGCCUUUUCGCAUUGGAAUCCAGAUUCAGGCAGCAUUUCUUAGAUACAAUGCAACCCGAGCAUCUCUCGUCGAAGUGGUCCGUCACCCAUAAUCACGAGGCUGUCUUGAUGAAACUUGCCACAGGCAGGUAUGAAGGUCCGCUGACACACGAUGAAUUUUUGAAAGUUGUCGGCGCGUCGUGGAGCCGAGUCGGCGAGAUAGUUCGUGCUGUCGUCCAGUACGGGCUCGUAGAUGCCGGUCAGGUUGUUGUGUGGACGGAGAUAGGAGGAGCCGGGUUCACGCAGGCUCCAAAAAAUGACUGCGCACAUAUCUCGGAAAACCGACUCCAUGGAGAUCGCCUUGAACUCAAUGAUCGAGAAUCUAAGGAGAAGUUCCACGUUAUGCCGCGUAAUCCGGAUUCUUGA
Molecule: messenger RNA, 2073 nt
Organism: Galendromus occidentalis (western predatory mite)
Lineage: Eukaryota; Metazoa; Arthropoda; Arachnida; Mesostigmata; Phytoseiidae
Product: exonuclease 3'-5' domain-containing protein 2
Exons: 2
Coding region: 226-2073 (615 amino acids)
Biological process (GO): nucleobase-containing compound metabolic process
Cellular component (GO): cytoplasm; nucleus
Molecular function (GO): 3'-5' exonuclease activity; nucleic acid binding
Source: RefSeq, a predicted model, not a curated record